AUUUAGUAAUCAAUAAAUUGGCACCAAAAAAAUAUAUUGACAAUUCUGUGAAUGGUCAUGUGCAAGUUUUAAAUUGACACAAUACCUGUUAGAAAAGGCGUCAGCUAGAGAUGUCUACUUUAAUACUAAUUAGCAUUUUUGAAUCUGAGAGUAAAUAGAGACGAAUAUAUUGAUAAGAGUCACCUUGUCCGAGAGAGUUAUCAAAACAUCAUGCCAGGGUAAGCCUACGCCCCUAUUUUAAGUGUUUCUGAAGUCCCUUAUGGGAAAAAUUAAUGGUGGAAAUACAAUUGGAACUGUUUCCCUGUUUGACCGCUGGGUAUUAUGAAACCUCCACUGUGGGGCUCUAUAUCUUGUGAGCCCCGAUUAUUUAGUUGUCAGGAAAUGUCAAAUUAUUAAAUUACAUACGAUAAAUGCACUGAGGAAUAAACCAACCCUUCCCAAGGUGCCCACUCUCCAGGAUGGACUUUCCCUGGCACAGUGGCAAGGUUUUGGAACAGCUCAAUCACCAGCGUCAGCUGGGCCUGCUUUGUGACUGUACCUUUGUGGUGGAUGGGGAGGACUUUAAGGCCCACAAGGCUGUGUUGGCUGCCUGCAGCGCCUACUUCCGCACCCUCUUCCUGGACCAGAAGGAUGUGGUGCACCUGGAUAUUAGCAACGCAGCAGGUCUGGGCCAAGUCCUUGAGUUCAUGUACACGGCCAAGCUGAGUCUGAGUCCUCAGAAUGUGGAGGAUGUGGUGGCGGUAGCCACGUUCCUGCAGAUGCAGGAGAUAGUCAAUGCCUGUUCUGCCUACCAGUCUCUGGCAGUCUCCACAUCCCAGACAACACAAUACUUAAUUGACCACAAGAUUGAGGAAGGAGAGCAAAACACGGAGAAGGAGCCGUCAGAGACACGGUCACAUGAUGAGGAAAUCCCAAACCCCUCAGCAGAGGAUGAAGGGCCAAAGGGCUUUCAGGAGGACCCGAAGGAGACCACCCUGGACGAUGGCCAGAUUUCCAGAAAAGCCCCAGACAAACAGACCCCGGGGAGAGGAAGACCCCCCAAAACCUCCACCUACGCCACACAGAGAAAAGCUGCAGCUGAAAGUGAGGAGGUGGAGAGCACCGCCAAAGAUGUGCCUGAGUUUCAGGAUGACCCCUCGGAUGCGGACUACACGCCCAAGUUGCCAUUCAAGUCUGCAGCCUGUAGGUCUUACAUGAGCACCAGGAGAAGAAGGACACGGAGAGCUCCUCGACGCAACCUCUCACAGGAUAAUGACUCCAAUGAGGGGAGUAGCGCACCAAAGACAGUAAAUGAAGAGAAAAAAGAGGUGGAGGAGGGCGAGCUGGAGGAGGACGAAGAGGAGGGAGGUGGUGAAGAAGAAGAAGAAGUAGAAGAGCAGGAGGAUGAAGGAGAUGAAGGAGAUGACGGCCAGGGGACAGAGAGCGGAGAGGAGAGGAAGCAGCUACGGUUGGGUGCUGUCACCGACCGCACCGAGUCACGGUCCUACGGCUCUGUGACUCACAAGUGUGAGGACUGUGGAAAGAAGUUCACCCACACGGGGAACUUCAAGAGACACAUUCGCAUUCACACAGGAGAGAAACCUUUCAGCUGCCGUGACUGCCACAAGGCCUUCUCAGACCCGGCUGCCUGCAAGGCUCACGAGAAAACACACAGCCCCCUGAAACCUUACUGCUGCUCCUCAUGUGGGAAGAGCUACCGGCAGAUCAGCCUGCUCAACUUGCACCGGAAGCGUCACACGGGCGAGGCCCGAUACAGUUGCAGAGACUGUGGCAAGCUCUUCACCACGUCUGGCAACCUGAAGCGCCACAUGCUGGUGCACAGCGGCGAGAAGCCGUACCACUGCGACUACUGCGACCGGGCCUUCUCCGACCCCACUGCCAAGAUGCGCCACCUGGAGACCCAUGAUGCCGACAAGGGCCACAGGUGUCCGCACUGCGACAAGCGGUUUAACCAGACUGGGAAUCUAAAGGCUCACCUGAAGAUCCACAUCACAGACGGCCCUCUGAAGUGUAAAGAGUGUGGCAAACAGUUCACCACCUCGGGGAAUUUGAAGAGACACCUGCGUGUUCACAGUGGGGAGAAGCCCUAUAUCUGUAUGCACUGCCAGAGAGCUUUCUCUGACCCCGGGGCGCUACAGAGACACGAGCGCAUACACACAGGGGAGAAGCCGUGUCUGUGUCUGAUCUGUGGGAAGGGGUUCACCCAGGCCAGUUCACUCAUUGCUCAUGUCCGCCAGCACACCGGAGAAAAGCCCUAUGUCUGCGACCGCUGUGGCAAAAGGUUUGUCCAGUCCAGUCAGCUGGCCAAUCACAUCCGUCACCAUGAUAACAUCCGGCCACACAAGUGUCACAUCUGCAACAAGGCGUUUGUCAACGUUGGGGAUCUCUCCAAGCAUAUCAUCAUUCACACAGGAGAGAAGCCCUUCCUAUGUGACAAGUGCGGCCGCGGGUUCAACCGCGUUGACAACCUGCGCUCCCACGUCAAGACCGUCCACCAGGGUAAGGCCGGGAUGAAGCGCCUGGUGGUUGCCGGGGGCGACAGCGACGACGGGGGUGACGGGUUUCACGGUGGGUCGGCCUCAGAGAUGGACGACAACGAGAUCAACAUCGUCACCGUCACCACUGAGGACAUCGUCACCCUGGCGACAGGGGCCCUGGCUGGCAGCUCUGUGGCCCAGCUGACAGUGGUGCCUGUGGCUUCAUCGGUCUCAGCAGACGAGACGGAGGCUCUAAAAGCAGAGAUCACCAAGGCUGUGGAGAAGGUGCAGGAAGCAGACCCCAACACUCAGAUCCUGUAUGCGUGCGACUCGUGCGGUGACAAGUUCCUGGAUGCCAGUUCGCUGGCCCAACACGUGCGAAUCCACACGGCCCAGGCCCUGGUCAUGUUCCAGGCUGACUCGGACUUCUACCAGCAGUACGCCGCUGCUGCAGGAGCCACCGCCGUGGGGGAAGUUGUUACCACAACCUGGCAACCCACCUCCGAGCAGGUCAUCCAGGGAGGGGAGCUCGUCUUCCACACCCGUGAGGCCGAGGAGGAGGAGGGGGGAGAGGUGGUGGCCCAAGCUGACUCCCAGCCGGAGGGGAAAGAUGAGGCUGGAACAGAGGGAGAAGAGAUGGAGUGUGAGGCUUAGGGAAGAAAAGUACAUAGAAGAACUGAUUAUAUCUGGUGUGCAAUGACACCCCAAGUUACAGUGCGUUGAGUGAGUAUUUAGUCAUAAUUUUUGACAAUUUCCUGCCCUGUGUGGGAAAAGGAAAGUAAGAUUUCUAAUCACGAGUUUACAUAAUCGUCGCAAUUGUAAAUGAGAACUUGUUCUCAACUUGCCUACCUGGUUAAAUAAAGGUAAAAUAAAUAAAUAAAAUAAUCAUUAAUAGAGAUUUAUAGAGAUUUAGCAAAGCAUUGUCAGCCUCUUCUGACAUAAGUUCCCCUAAUUCUAGAAUCUCUUUAGACGAUAGCAGUAGUAUGUAACAUGCUAUAGUCAAUUUUGCACUGUAUGUUUAAAAUGUAUAUUAUAAAAUAUAGAAAUGGGCUAUUCAUUUAGAAAAUCGUCAUGCGGUAUAUCACAGGGCAGGAAGGUCAGUUGAUACAUCACACCACUUUUGUUUUUCUUCUCCCUGACAGUAAAAAACAGAUAGGUAGUAAAAUAUUGCCUACAGAUUCCUGCCUUGUUUUACUGAGAUAGUGUAAAUGUUCCUCUCUUAGUUUAGGUAUUUUAGUAUACUUCAUUGAAGUAUUUUCAUUAAAAGCACAAGUGUACAUAAACGAUUGAUAGACUACUUUGUGUAGUGCUACUAGCAUUUUGAGUGAGAAGGACUUGCUAGAAAUGUUGUUUCUCUUUCACAUUGCACGUCCAUGGUCAACAGGCAAACAAUGUAAAUGCUGUGCACGUUGACGUUUGUUCUAUUUCCUACUAACCUAUUAUAAUUACUCUUUAUGGAGAUAACUGAAAUCACUUCCUAUUGGUGGGAUCCAUAUGAGAAAUGACAAGUUGUGGAUUAAUUCCACAAGUUGACAAGAUUAUUUUCCAAUUGAUCCCUGUGUAAAUCAUGAAACAGCCCUUGACUGUCAUUCCUCAAUGAUUUGUAGCACUGACUUGGCAGGUAUUAAGAAGUCAUUAACUGUAUGUAUGCUAGCCUAUAUUAGCAUAAAAAUAUGUUUCCUUGAAAAAGCUUAGUUUAAUGGCAGCAGGAACACCUAACAUUGCAUACCAAUGUGUGUAGAUUAUGAUUAUAUUCAGUCCUGGUUGAUACUAGGUCGUGCAAAUCUUUUUUUAGUUGAACAAUACAGAUUAUGACAUACACCUUCUGUUUUAAAUUAAAUCAAUGGCUGAUUAAAUAUGGGGGGAGGGGGAGAAUGUAUAAAAACUGAUCAAUAAAGACGGCUACAUCAAAACAGAA
Messenger RNA from Oncorhynchus kisutch (coho salmon), 4395 nucleotides. RefSeq names its product zinc finger and BTB domain containing 17 (gene zbtb17). The transcript has 15 exons. Gene Ontology annotation, molecular function: protein binding. Gene Ontology annotation, cellular component: nucleus. Bases 459 to 3131 code for a protein of 890 amino acids. NCBI's taxonomy places the organism in Eukaryota, Metazoa, Chordata, Actinopteri, Salmoniformes, Salmonidae. The record is from RefSeq and is a predicted model, not a curated record. Gene Ontology annotation, biological process: regulation of gene expression.